GUUUACAAUAAUAAUAAUUAUGUUUAUAUGAUUUAGAUGUAAAUUUGAAUCAUUAUGUUAUUUAAUCAUUUUAAUUUUUGAUUGUAAAUAAAAUUUGCAAAAUUAUAAAUUAUAACCGGGAAAUGAAGAAAGAAAUAAAUAAGAGAAACGAUUUUUGCAAGAAAAAUGUUAUCAUUUUUAUCAAGGAAUUUAAGAGUUUUGUGUGCAAUUCAUCGUAGAAGAAGAAUUAUUGAAAUACACUGGAACAUGGAGAAUUCAAUAAAAAUAUUAACCUUUAUAAAUAAAAAUCAAAAUACCACUUUUUGUACAAAAGCAAUAGAGAAAAAAAUAACGGAGAAUUUAAUGAAUAUACAAUCUACAUCGUCAUCAUCGUCAGAUGUUGAUAAAAUUGAAGAAAAUAAAAUAAAAGAAAAAAAUAAUAAAAGUGAAAAUAAAAAAGAACGUAAAACUAAUUCUUCAUUCAUGAAAUUCUAUAUUGGUUUUUGUACUCUCUCCCUUGGGAUUACUGGCUUUUAUUUGAUUUAUGAAAUAGUCAAACCUCAAUACAGUGAAAAUGGAGACAUUAUCAAAGAUGAAUUUACACAUUUACCAUUUAUGGAGCAAAUGUUUAAAAGAUUACUGAAUAAAUUCAACUACAUCAAAGAGCUUGCUCAGGAACCAAGUAGAGAUAAAUUACUUCCAGAUCCUCUGCCAUAUCCAUAUAUUCAACCACAAUAUACAUUAGUUCUAGAAUUAAUGGAUUUAUUGAUCCAUCCAGAUUGGACAUACCAAACGGGAUGGAGAUUCAAAAAACGACCAGGAGUUGAUAAAUUCCUUGAAAUUGUUGCUUCACCUCUAUUUGAAGUUGUAGUAUUCACUGCAGUAAAUGGAACGACUGCGUUCCCUAUCUUAGAUGCUUUAGAUCCUCAUGGAUAUAUUAUGUAUAGAUUAAUUAGAGAUUCUACUCGUUUUAUCAAUGGUCAUCAUGUGAAGGAUUUAAGUUCACUAAAUAGAGAUCUCAAUAAAGUAAUUGUUAUUGAUUGGAAUGAACAGAGUGUAAAAUAUCAUCCAGAGAAUAUGUUAAAAAUUCCCCGAUGGUCUGGAAAUGACGAUGACACAAAUCUAUACGAUUUAGCAAUAUUUCUCAAAACUCUUCAUGUCUCGCAAGUAAUUGACGUUAGGGACACUUUAAAUUAUUACAAACAAUUUAAUAAUCCAUUAGAAGCCUUUAGGGAAAAUCAACGAAAACUUUUGAUAAAAAUUGAAGAAGAGGAAAUGAAAAUUCAAAAAGAAGAAUCCGAAGAUCUUACAUCAAAGUGGAAACCAUCGUUUUUAAGAAAUCGAUAGAUAGAAUUCAUAGUAAAAAAAAAAAUCAUCUUUAAAAAAUAUUGGAAGUUUCAUAUAAGAAAAUUGGAAACUUUCACUGUUCACGCAGGGAAAUUUUUUAUAAGAAAUUUAAAGAAACAUUCUGUUGAGUUUGAACAAUAACUAUUUUUUUCACGUUUUUAAUUUGUUAUUGUAAAAAUAAUUCGACAUAUUCAAGGAAAUUACAAUUUAACAACUUUAUACCAUUUAUACCAUCAGUUUUAAAUUAUAAUGAAACAAUGAUUUCUCGUAUGUCAUUUGUGCUUACAAGGAGUUACCUAACCUAAAAAUAGUUUGUUUUUCUUUGGUUUCUAUAUAAUUGUAUAGACGAUAAGUAAAG
Leptopilina boulardi is the source of this 1684-nucleotide messenger RNA. RefSeq names its product mitochondrial import inner membrane translocase subunit TIM50-C-like. Lineage: Eukaryota; Metazoa; Arthropoda; Insecta; Hymenoptera; Figitidae. The transcript has 10 exons. Gene Ontology annotation, molecular function: phosphoprotein phosphatase activity. Bases 166 to 1326 code for a protein of 386 amino acids. The record is from RefSeq and is a predicted model, not a curated record.